GCCCCCCCCCCCCCCCCAGCCCCGCGCGGUUGCCGUGGAGACCGAGCGAGCUGUGGAUGCGGAGAAGCGAGGAGGCUUGGCCUUCGCCGUCUGCCUGUCGAGGGGACUCACAGGACCGACGCCAACAUGAUGCUUUCACGGGCCAAACCUGCUGUAGGUGGGGACCUCCCCCACACGGACAAAAGGAAGAAGAAGGGCAGGAAGAUGCCAAAGCUGGAGGAGCUACUGUCACAGAGAGAUUUCACCGGAGCUAUCACCCUGUUGGAGUUCAAACGUCAUGUUGGGGAACAAGAAGAGGAUACUAAUUUGUGGAUUGGAUACUGUGCUUUUCACCUGGGUGACUACAAGAGAGCUUUGGAGGAAUAUGAAAAUGUGACAAAAGAGGAAAAUUGCAAUCCUGAAGUGUGGGUGAAUCUAGCCUGUACCUACUUUUUUCUUGGAAUGUAUAAGCAAGCUGAAGCUGCUGGAUUCAAAGCUCCAAAAAGCCGACUUCAAAACCGCCUCCUCUUUCAUUUGGCUCACAAGUUUAAUGAUGAGAAGAAGUUGAUGAACUUCCAUCAGAAUCUCCAGGACAUCACAGAAGAUCAGCUCAGUUUGGCCUCAAUCCACUAUAUGCGAUCUCACUACCAAGAAGCUAUUGAUAUUUAUAAGCGAAUUCUGCUAGAUAACAGGGAAUACCUUGCCCUUAAUGUUUAUGUGGCUCUGUGUUACUACAAGUUGGAUUACUAUGAUGUGUCUCAAGAAGUUCUGGCUGUUUACCUUCAGCAAAUUCCUGAUAGCACCAUCGCACUCAAUCUUAAGGCCUGUAAUCAUUUUCGUCUUUACAAUGGCAAAGCAGCUGAGGCAGAACUCAAAAGCUUGAUGGACAAUGCUUCUUCUUCCUUUGAAUUUGCGAAGGAACUCAUCAGGCACAAUCUGGUUGUCUUCCGAGGAGGUGAAGGGGCUUUGCAGGUUUUGCCUCCCCUGGUUGAUGUCAUUCCUGAAGCAAGGCUAAACUUAGUGAUUUACUACCUUCGUCAAGAUGAUGUACAAGAAGCUUAUAACUUAAUCAAGGAUCUGGAACCUGCUACUCCUCAGGAGUAUAUCCUCAAAGGAGUGGUCAAUGCAGCCCUUGGCCAGGAAAUGGGAUCGAGGGAUCAUAUGAAAAUUGCCCAGCAGUUCUUCCAGUUGGUGGGAGGAUCAGCUAGUGAAUGUGAUACAAUACCAGGGAGACAGUGCAUGGCCUCCUGUUUCUUCCUGCUCAAGCAAUUUGAUGAUGUCCUGAUUUACCUCAACUCAUUUAAGAGUUACUUCUAUAAUGAUGACAUCUUUAACUUUAAUUAUGCACAAGCCAAAGCUGCAACAGGCAAUACCAGUGAGGGUGAAGAGGUUUUCCUUUUAAUACAAAGUGAGAAGUUAAAAAAUGAUUACAUUUACCUCAGUUGGUUAGCUCGAUGCUAUAUAAUGAAUAAGAAACCAAGACUAGCCUGGGAACUUUAUCUCAAGAUGGAAACCUCUGGCGAGUCCUUUAGCCUCUUACAGCUCAUUGCUAAUGACUGCUACAAGAUGGGCCAGUUUUACUAUUCCGCCAAAGCCUUUGAUGUCCUAGAGAGGCUGGAUCCUAACCCUGAAUAUUGGGAAGGCAAGAGGGGGGCCUGUGUGGGCAUUUUCCAGAUGAUCUUAGCUGGGCGAGAACCCAAAGAGACCCUUCGAGAAGUGCUCCAUCUACUGAGAAGUACGGGUAACACCCAAGUAGAGUACAUCAUCCGGAUCAUGAAGAAAUGGGCCAAAGAGAACAGGGUGCCUGUUUGACGUCCCUCCGGAGGUCUAGGGAACCAGUCACUGCUUUGACAGGAAAUUGGGAAUCAUUUUCCUUGAAUUUAAUGUAAGAUGCAGGACUCUAUUUUAUUGACGUUUUCCUUCCUUGUUCUUCAAGCCACAAGACCAGUGACUGCUUAGACUUGCCUCCUGGCUGAACCAAGUGCCAUAGUCUGUGGUGUGGCCCCUGUGUGAUCUGACCUGCAAUAAGACUUUGAACUUAUCUGGUGCCUUUCUUCCAAAAAUACUCAGAAUACUGUUAUGUAAUUUACUGACUUUAAGGAGAACAGCAUAGCUUUGUUCUUACAUUUACAUUCUAUGGCGCUUUCUCCAAGCUGCAAUCCAAAUGUCAUUAAUGCUCAAGAGUCACCAUUAUCCUAUUAUCUUAUUCUCAGCCGUCUCUGUACACUACCCCUUGUUACUAGGGAAUUCCAUAAAGAGUUUUGUAAUGGGUCUCUGAAUCUUGGGAGAACAGAAGUUAAAAUAGCUAGAUGAUUCUAAGAAUGUCAGUAAGAACCUUUACCAAGCUGCCCGUUCAUUAAUAGAUAAUAGGCUUAGGGGUUAAUCUUUCAGUAACUGAAUUCUCGAUGAUAAUAACAUGUUGCAGUGGAGUAACAUUGCAGUUUUUUAAAAGGUGAGUACUAUGAAAAAAAUCUGUUAAGGAACUCUCAUUUGUCAUUUCUUCAUUAUAUUUUAGGUAACAAAACAGGUUAGGUUUUCCCUUCGUGUAUCUUGCUGAAUAAACAUCAAUUUUGAAAGUA
Molecule: messenger RNA, 2558 nt
Organism: Myotis myotis
Lineage: Eukaryota; Metazoa; Chordata; Mammalia; Chiroptera; Vespertilionidae
Gene: IFT56
Product: tetratricopeptide repeat domain 26
Exons: 18
Coding region: 127-1791 (554 amino acids)
Biological process (GO): intraciliary transport involved in cilium assembly; intraciliary anterograde transport
Cellular component (GO): ciliary base; intraciliary transport particle B; ciliary basal body
Molecular function (GO): protein binding; intraciliary transport particle B binding
Source: RefSeq, a predicted model, not a curated record